Molecule: messenger RNA, 1247 nt
Organism: Haplochromis burtoni (Burton's mouthbrooder)
Lineage: Eukaryota; Metazoa; Chordata; Actinopteri; Cichliformes; Cichlidae
Gene: anapc15
Product: anaphase promoting complex subunit 15
Exons: 5
Coding region: 127-495 (122 amino acids)
Biological process (GO): regulation of mitotic cell cycle spindle assembly checkpoint
Cellular component (GO): anaphase-promoting complex
Source: RefSeq, a predicted model, not a curated record
GAACCUUUAUGGAGAGCCGCUGGAGAAAGGAGGACUCUUUAUGGGUGAACACCAGCAGUUUCCGGUAAAAUUUGUUUUGAAUUUUUGUCGAGCCACUGACAGGGACUCAGACUGUGGAUUUCGGAAAUGUCCACGCUGUUUCCGUCGUUGCUGCCCCGGAUAACGGAGUCUCUGUGGUUUAAUCUGGACCGACCGUGUGUGGAUGAGACCGAGCUGCACCAGCAAGAGCAGCAGCACCAGACCUGGCUGCAGAGCAUUGCUGAGAAAGACAACAAUCUGAUGCCCAUUGGAAAACCAAUUUUUGAGGCAGGCUACGAAGAGGAGGAAGAAGAAGAUGACGAAGAUGAAGAAGACAGCGAGGAAGACUCAGAAGAUGAAGAGGACAUGCAGGACAUGGAUGAGAUGAACGACUACAACGAGUCACCUGAUGAUGGCGAGAUAAAUGAGGUGGAUAUGGAAGGACCAGACCAAGACCAAGACCAGUGGAUGAUUUAAGACAAUACUGGUUUUCAUCAGGCUGGCCCUGGGUUUCCACUCCAUGCUUAAAAUACAACUGCUGCUCUUCAGUCUCUGACAUGUUUUUAUGUGUGAAAUUAGUGAAAGAACAAUGCUGAAGAAUCACCAUAAGAUACUUUGAGAAAUCAGUGCAUUUUUUCUAACUUCAAUUUAAUUACAAUUGACAGUGUGUGACUGUGGAAAAUACUUUAAACCAAUCAAAGUGGCUCCAAUUGUGUGGUGCUCUUAAGUAGUGUUGUUUUUGUAUCAAGUCGGGAAAACCUUCACGCAGUGGUAGCAGCAGGCCCACUGAUCCGUUACGUGAACCUUGAACUUUUGCUAUCUACAGUUAUGCAGAGCAGCGUCUGCAACCAGCAGACUAAGCAUGACCAUAACGUCAAGUCAGCAAAAUAACUUAUUGACCUAUGCAAGAGUCAUCCAGUUGCUUCACCAUAUAGUCCUGUUCUGUUUCCCAGCAGUGUUUUGUAUGUUACAGAAAUGCCUUCAGCAGAGCAUUCAUAAAACCCCAGGACAUGUAUUCUGAUCAGACACUUUUUAUAUUUUGAACUAUGUCAGAAGCAAAAGCUGCUAACAGAUAUUUAAAUAUGAGACACGGAGUUCUGUCAUGGUUAUGUUGUAGAAUAUUUAACCAUGGCAUUCUCUACUUCUGCUGAAGUUGUAAAUUAUUUUAACUGAACCAUGUUUCUGUUUUUGUGUAUUUGAAUUUAUUAAUAAAAUCUAACAAGAUGUGA